CUUGCAUCAUAGCAACCGUUGUCACGGCAACCGUCGUCAAGGACGCGCGGCCUGAGCUGAGGCCGAGAAUAAGCCUCCGGUCUUUCCUAGUCUCGCGGGACGGAGCAUGGCGCACCUCGGCCAGUGGGGAGGCGCCGCCCGAGCGGCCCUAGGCGGGGACGCCGAGGAGCAGGAGCAAGAUCCGAUGGAAAAGGAGAUGGAGGAGGAGGAGGAAGGCACCCGGUGGUGGGAGCUUUGCGCCGCGUUCACUGGCUCUGAGGCGGGGGACGUGGAGGUGGCCCGGGCCCUCUGGAGGUCGGCCUGCCUGGAGCCGCCGCUCGAGUCGCGUCUCGUCUCGGCCGACAUCAGGCAACGGCUGCGGGUGGCGGACAGGGAGCGGGGCCCGCGAAGCGAUACACAGGCACCACUUUCAACUGACACAAAGGAGCAAGACUUUUCCAUGAAGACAAGGUUAAAAGAAAAAGUGGAAGAGAGGACCAAAUAUGAAAAAUGUGCGAAACGUCGUGAGGAUAUUCUGACUUUGCUCCGUAAGCAAAGGGAAGACAGGAUGAAGCACGAACUGUACCCAGCCCUGCUGAGCUUCUUAGAUCUGACAAGACCAGGCACAUUCCAGAAAGAGCUGGUUUCCCUCCCAUACAAACCAAAGUGAUGCCGAACUGCACUCCACCCAACUCAAGGGUCCCCAUGUGAACGGGAUUCAUGAAUACAAAUGCGAGAUGCCUCCAUCAACACACACCCAAGGGAUGACCAGCAACAUGAGAGUGUGACGUUGGCAGUGAAUGUCUGACUGAUUGGUGUGACGUGAACAUGUGCUGUUUCGACAAUUGGUGGCAUCUGUUUCGACAGCAAGACUCUUGGCUGUUUGUCCAUCAUAUAGUAUCAAACAUAAAAUCAGGCUUCGAGCAAGGCCUCUAUUGUUUAUUCUGCGGUUAAUUUGCCCUAAUGAUUCAACUUUACAUGUUCCUACAGCAUGAAUAGUUUUAUACAUCACACAUUGCUGUGUUGUCAACUUGGCCACUUUGUUUAAAUAAUACAGUACUUUCGCAUGCUAAAAUCAUAUAUCACCCCUUGAUGUGUGUGUAUGGAGAUGUCCGUGUGGUUGAAACUGUUUCUUAUUCAUCAUUGUAACCACUGAUAACCACUAAACAAAAACUUUAAUAAAAAAAUCAAUUCUAAAUAUU
Petromyzon marinus (sea lamprey) is the source of this 1181-nucleotide messenger RNA. RefSeq names its product HOATZ cilia and flagella associated protein (gene HOATZ). Gene Ontology annotation, biological process: cilium assembly. The record is from RefSeq and is a predicted model, not a curated record. Lineage: Eukaryota; Metazoa; Chordata; Hyperoartia; Petromyzontiformes; Petromyzontidae.